Molecule: messenger RNA, 5332 nt
Organism: Stegostoma tigrinum
Lineage: Eukaryota; Metazoa; Chordata; Chondrichthyes; Orectolobiformes; Stegostomatidae
Gene: prkcq
Product: protein kinase C, theta
Exons: 18
Coding region: 1-2142 (713 amino acids)
Biological process (GO): protein phosphorylation
Molecular function (GO): ATP binding; diacylglycerol-dependent serine/threonine kinase activity
Source: RefSeq, a predicted model, not a curated record
AUGUUAUACCAAGGUCUGACUGUCAAGAUUUCCGAAAUGGCUCCUUUCCUUCGGAUUGGCUUCUCCAACUUUGACAUCGGUCUGUGCCCACAAGCCGAGGAUGUCCAGAACCCUUACUGCGCUGUCAUUGUGAAAGAACCAGUAGACACAGAGAAAGGGCAGAUCUUCAUGCAGAAAAAGCCCACAAUGUACCCUCCUUGGAACAGCACCUUUGAUGCACACAUCAACAAAGGCCGAGUCAUGCACAUCGUCAUCAAAGGCAAAAGUGUGGAGCUGAUUUCCGAAACCACAGUGGAGCUGAAUUCCCUGGCAGAGAAAUGUAAACGCAAUCAAGGAAAAGCAGAUAUCUGGCUAGAUUUAAAGCCCCAGGGCCGAAUGCUAAUGAAUGUGAAGUACUUUCUUGAACAAAAUGAAAACAAAGCAACUGCAGAAGGUGAAACAGAAGGUUUGUUUGCACUGCACCAGAGAAGAGGAGCCAUCAAGCAGGCCAAAGUUCAUAAUGUCAAGUGCCACGAGUUUAUAGCGACUUUCUUCCCACAGCCCACCUUCUGUUCUGUCUGCCAUGAAUUUGUUUGGGGAUUAAAUAAACAAGGAUACCAAUGCAGACAGUGCAACGCUGCAAUUCAUAAGAAGUGCAUUGAUAAAAUAAUCGCCAAGUGUACAGGAUCAGCAGUCAAUAGCAGGGAAACCAUUUUUCACAAGGAACGGUUUAAAAUAGAUAUGCCCCAUCGAUUUAAAGUCUACAACUACAAGAGCCCAACUUUCUGUGAGCACUGUGGGACCCUGCUGUGGGGUCUGGCAAGACAAGGUUUAAAGUGUGAAGAGUGUGCCAUGAAUGUUCAUCACAAAUGCCAGAACAAAGUAGCAAAUCUGUGUGGCGUUAACCAAAAGAUGAUGGCUGAGGCUUUGGCGCAAAUAGAAAGUGAACAACAGGCACGUAACUUACGUGAUCAAGUGGAAAUAGGUCGAGAAAGACCCGUAGAAAUCAACCAGUGUGUUCUCAAAAAGCCAUCAGAAGCUGAACAGGUUGCUGCGUCUGCCAAGAAAGAGGUGCAAGGAAUCAGCUGGGAAACUCCGAUCGAAGAGGAAGUUUCAUCAUCUGACUCUCCCGCCUACGAAGAACCGCCCCAGAUCGAUCAGCGCAGGUUCACAGUGGACGACUUUGUCCUUCACAAAAUGCUGGGAAAAGGGAGUUUUGGCAAGGUCUUCCUUGCUGAGCUAAAGGGCAAGAAUCAGUUCUUUGCUAUUAAAGCAUUGAAGAAGGAUGUGGUGCUGAUGGAUGACGAUGUGGAGUGCACUAUGGUUGAGAAACGGGUUCUCUCCCUUGCCUGGGAACACCCAUUUCUUACUCAUCUCUACUGUACAUUCCAAACUAAAGAGAAUCUGUUUUUUGUAAUGGAAUACCUGAAUGGCGGUGACCUAAUGUUUCACAUUCAGAAUUGCCAAAAGUUUGAUGCACCAAGGGCAACGUUUUAUGCUGCAGAAAUUAUUUCUGGUCUCCAGUUUCUUCACGCCAAGGGCAUUAUUUACAGAGAUCUGAAGUUGGACAAUGUGCUGCUUGAUCGAGAUGGCCACAUCAAAAUUGCAGACUUUGGAAUGUGUAAAGAAAACAUUUACAAUGAUGCAAGGACCAGCACAUUCUGUGGAACACCUGAUUAUAUCGCCCCAGAGAUCCUGCUGGGACAGAGGUACAGCACGUCAGUGGAUUGGUGGUCCUUCGGAGUUCUCCUCUACGAGAUGUUGAUUGGCCAGUCUCCUUUCCAUGGCAACGAUGAGGAUGAGCUGUUCCAAUCCAUCCGCACGGAUGACCCUAUCUACCCUCGCUGGCUAGGCAAAGAGGCGAAAGACAUCCUCAUCAAAUUCUUUGUUAGGGAGCCAGAGAGGAGACUUGGAAUUAAAGGAAACAUUCGGCAACAUGCCUUUUUCCGAGAUAUUAACUGGCAGGCGUUGGAAAACAGGGAAGUGGAGCCGCCUUUCAAACCCACUGUGAAAUCAUCAAGUGACUGCAGCAACUUUGACAAAGAAUUCCUGAACGAGAAGCCCAGACUGUCGUGUGCAGACAGGACCCUCAUCAACAGCAUGGACCAGAACAUGUUCAACAACUUUUCAUUCACAAACCCAAAAAUGGAGAGAAUACUUUGACGAAGAUCAGCUUUGAAGCCAUCGAGUCAGCCCUGCUGUAGCCUGCCACCUUGGUGUUCCAUUAACUCCAUCUAGUUACCAGCACAAGAAUAUUAGUAGUGUGCAGCUGGAGGAAAAUAUAAACAUUUGUCAUCAGCUCAUAUUCACGUGCAGUUCACAUUGGAUGAAACCAACAUGCUUCCAUGGACUUUGGGAAAAUGAGUUGAAAUGUGUCAGGAAUGACAAUGAUGUGAUAUUGGCAGCAAAUCUAGCCCAGCCACAUUCAUCAUGCAUUGAGAAUGGAGAAAGUAACUGGGACUGGAAAUCAGCAACACAGGAAAAUUUCCACGUAUUGGACAGUGUGUCAUUUUGAAGGCAGGGUCGAAGUGUAUGUAGAAGUUCUUCUAUCAGGAAUUUAGGCAGGAUAUCCCAAUAAAAAAAGGUCUUGGUCUGUUCUUGGGUCUAUGCCAAAAUCAUUGACUUAAUAUACCUUGAAAUAGUUACUUAGGAUGUGACCUUGCCUAUAACCUGCAACUUUUCUAUCUUGUAACGUUUUCCACGUUACUUACUCAUUGCUACUCUGGAUAUUCUACCUGACUUCUUGCCAAAGCUCCAAUACAAUACAAUGCAAACAGCCUUUGUUCUUAGUCCACCCUUGCAAGGUUGAAGUCAGGAUUGAACACACUCUAACCCAGGAUCUCAUAAUAGGACUAGUCAGGGUUGAUACAGGAGGGAUGUUCCUAAUGAUGGGAGAGUCCAGAACCAGGGACCAUGGUUUAAGGACAAGGGGGUAAACUUUUUAGAACUGAGAUGAGAAGAAAUUUCAUGUCCUAGAGCAUGGUGAGCCUAUGGAGUUCACUACCACAAAAAAUGGUUGAGUCCAAAACAUUGUGUUUUCAAGAAGGAGAUGGAUAUAGCUCUUGUACCUAAAAGGGAUCAAGGGAUAUGUGGGAGGGAGGACUAGGAUAUUAAGCACGACGGCCAACCAUGGUCAUAAUAAAUGGUGGGGUCAAAUGGCCGACUCCUGCUCCUAUCGUCUAUGUUUCUGUGCAAUUGAAAUCUCUACUUCCCUUGCAUUUAAAGAAAUAUAUAACUUAAAGUAAUUACCUAACUAGUCUCAUCUCUUCUUCUAAUAUUUUAAACAUUACGGCAAUCCUGCACUUUUUGGCUUUCAAGAUGAAUUGAGUCGUAUUUUUAAGUGGCAUUACUUCUUUACAACUGGUACAGACUGCUAUUUGCUACCUGAUUGGAGACAGCACUGUUACCUUUGUCAGUCACUGAAUUCCCUGUACAUUUUUCUUACUGUGAAGUUUUCCUUUCCUUGUUAUUCUCCAACUGCUUACGUUAAACCUGUAAUCUUCACAAUUACUCUCUGUGCUCUCAAAUACUUUGUUCUCUCCAUUGCAUUUGAAGCCCAAUGCAUUCAGGAGUUCUACCAUUUUGUGAUGCAGAUUGAGAUGGAAGGCUGCUUCUUCACACGUGGGCAUUGUGCUGUGAUCACUUACCUUGGUUCUGUGGCUGUCAGGUGUCAACUGGGAAGUAUAGAAGUCAAGGCAGGAAUACAAAGAAGGGUACCAACCCAAAACGUCAACUUUCCUGUCCCUCUGAUGCUGCCUGGCCUGCUGUGUUCUUCCAGGUCCACACUGCAUUAACAAAGAAAGAAUGUUGACUGUAGCUACAAUAGAACAGUAAGAGCCCAAUGAGCCAAUGGACAAAACUGCAUUCUACGUCAAUUUUCUACCAUUAUUAAGAGAGGACAUUGUUGUGAUCUGAAAUACACUACUGCAAAGAGCAGUGGGAGAAGAUUCAGGGAAGUGGAUAAAAGAAAAGCAUUGGAUGAUGACAAGGAAAGAUUGGGGGGAUCCAGGCAACUGAAUGACUCAAAACACCAACCCCGGUUGUCCAAGCUGUCUGACAGCUUUCUGUUCUGCAUAAUUCAUAGAUAACCCUCCCACCCUUGAAUCAACUCACUUGCUGAUAUACUGUUGGACUGAACAUCAGGGUGUAAUAUUUGAAAACUUAAGGUGUGGAAGGCGCUGGAUCCAGAAAAUAUAAAGAAAAUACAUAAAAACCUAAUGUUUAUGUUUAACUGACUCAGGUACUUUAGUCAUUGACUAUGCAUCGUUAUAUUUGCACGGGUUACAAAUUUAACAAGCUGCAAACCCCACCCUAGGGAUGCAAUCUCAUUGAUUUUUGUUUAAUUUUGGACAGUAACAUAAUACUUACAGAAUGCCAGUUUUCUUUAUUUCUGUUUACACAAAUAUUGAGGUGCAAUCCAUAAUAUUUUCUACCUAAAAGAUCACCUGUGAAUGAAGUCAAGGUAAAAUUGACUCAGUUUGAUGGGAGCAGCAGCCAGUUAUGGAACAUUUUAAACAAUACAUUGAUGAAAAGGAGAUUGUUGAGCUAAAUGUUCCUGCGUUGUCUCAUCCGGUCAGUGAAUGGGAGAUAAAAGAGCUCUGGGGGUUACGCAUUAGUAAUUUUUAAAAAAUAUAUGGCAUGUCCACUUGAAAUGAGCAGAAGUUAAUGUCCCUGCUUUAUUUGCCUUUGUCAAAGUACAUGUGAUGUGUACUGAGGUAUUGUGUAAUUUCUGAGAUACUGUACAAGUGGAAGAUAAUGUACAAAUUAACUUGCCACAAAUUAGAUUUUUGGUAAGGACAUAAACAGGACAUUUUUGAUGGGUUUAUGCAACUUUGAUGUCCAAUGCUGGAGGCACUUAAAAUGAAAUGUUUGUGCCAAUAUUGCCUUCACAGACAAAGUUAAAAAUUAAAAUAUGCUGAAACCUACCUACUUAGUGAUUAUUAACAGCCCAGGAUCUGGGGUAACAGGACUAGAUUGCUUCUGUUCAUUGCCAUCUGUGACAUCCCAAUUCAGACAGGUUCCAGCAAUUUCAACUCAUUUUGUAGUUGGCUUAAAAAGUAAUAAAGAUAGUACAAAUAAUUCAAAGCUACCUAUAAUGUGGCUUAUUCUUGGCAUUAAAUGAUAUAUCUAGCCUGCUCUGUUCUUAACCUGGGAAUUAUUGUUGAUGAUUCUAGAUACCAAUAGUGGAAAGAUGUUUCCAGUCUCCAGCACUGAUGAUCUCUUGCAUGCCCAUGGCCUGUGUUUACAAUUCACCCCAGUAAUAAAAUAAAUGAAUAGAUGUUGAUGUUUGAUAGUAAUGUGAAACUAGUGAAAUAUUAAUGUAAAGUUACCUCAUUGAUUUACUUGUAUAAAA